AGCUCAAUUCAGAUGCAUCAAACUCGUCGAAACGAUUGGUACCAAAACUUACAAGCAAAUACAACAAAAUGGCAAAGAUUUCAGUUUCACUAGUUUUGGGCGUUUGUUUGGCGCUGCAGCUCGCCACCGCCUUUCCGCAUCAAAAGCCCUCAACCGCCAUUCAGGAGGACGACAUCAAAUUAAAGGAAUUGCAAAUCACAGAUGAAUCGAAAUCCACGGAAACCGAUUUUCGUACAUUACUCCGGCCAGUGGCUUCUGAUAUACUGGCCACUUUAACAGACUUUCCAAAUUUAUUAAUACGGGAAACGCCAACUUUUCUUGAAGACCUACUAGUCGAACUGAAUGCAUUGCCUGAGAAAAAUGAUUAUGUCCAAGAACUUAUUCCCAGAUUAACGCAAUUGUUGGAACGCAUUGAAAAACUCGACUUAGAUGACGAUUCCAUUUCUGGACUAGGUCAAAAGGAAAUAAUUUUAAAAGAAAUUACUAAACUGUAUGAGGAUUUUGUGGACGUAGCGCAGAUCGAAGAUGAAAGCAGUGAAACAGCUGUGGUGAAGAAAAUAUUUGAUAAAUUGGAUUGGGAUAGACUCAUUGAUCGUGCUGAAAAUUCGAUGAAGCAGGCAGUGGAAACAUAUACGAAAGUUUUCGAGGAUUUCUGGAACUCGCUCAGUGAAGCACAAAGGGAAGAGCAUCCGGAUAUGAGUGAUUGGUAUGAGCGUUUUCAAGCUAAAGAAACAACUCAAGAGAAAUACAGAGCUUUUGUAGAGUUUCUCCAAAUUCUCAAAAACACACUUAUUAAGGAUAAAAAUUGAUUCAUAUUUUUUCAAUGGUUCAUAAUUUGAUACAAAUAUUGCGUAGGACUUUAAAGCCUUGCAAUUUAAAUGUAUUGGGAAAUUAAAAAUAAAAAUAAAAAUACAAAUAAAA
Molecule: messenger RNA, 921 nt
Organism: Anastrepha obliqua
Lineage: Eukaryota; Metazoa; Arthropoda; Insecta; Diptera; Tephritidae
Exons: 2
Coding region: 69-809 (246 amino acids)
Source: RefSeq, a predicted model, not a curated record